AUGAAAUCAUUUCAAAUUUCGCAAAGUGCACGGACCACGUCGUCAGCAUCAUCGCAAGGGCAAUCACCGAGCAAUAAACCACCGAACAGUGAAGAUCGAGCGGUUGGCGGUAGCAAUGUAAAGCAAAGACAGCAAUCACCUUUCAGUAGAUUGUCAUCGUCGCCGCAGUUCAAAACAGCCAUGGAAAAGUCUGGUCGCGUAGCCAAAGCAAUCUCAAACGCAAAACAUCCGAAAACGAUCGAAAGUAUUCAAAAGAUCAAGAAAUCGACAAGGCCUCUAACGACUUUGGAAAAAAGACGUGGAGAACGUGUAUUUCCACCAAAAUCUCAAAUUUCGCGAGUACAAAAUAAUCUUGGAUUUCCGUGUGAAUUGCCAAAUGAUCUCAUUGAGAAUGUUAACAUACAAUCAAAAUUUGAUCAGGCAGAUAAAAAAAUAGGUGUUACUAUAACUAAAUCGCUGCUCAUUCUUCGAGUGGAGGAAUAUUCAAUAUUUUAUGGAAAGUUGAAAAUAUGCGAUUUCUUAACACAUCUUGAAAAUGAACCAAUUACCAGUAAAAAAGAAUUGUACAAUAAAUUGAAAAUAUUACAGGAUACUGGUAGAGAGUUUAAUUUACGGUUACGGAGGCCAUUAUGGAAUACGCCAGCUACUAGAUUACCAAAAGGUUAUGAUCGCGCACCGGGAUAUAAUUAUAUCCGCGGUCUCAUGAUCCUUUAUCCGGGCGCUAAUCUAGGAAUGAAUGUCAAAGCAUAUAACAACAAAGUAUAUGUAACGAGUACAGAUCAGAUGAGUAUAGCAUCAGCUGCUUGUCUGAUGGGUGAUUGUAUUGUAGACGUUGAUGGCAUACCCAUUACCUCAACUGUAUCAUGCGGUGAACGAGUCAUUUCAGGACUCAAACAUCGUAAAUUUGUGCUGAUGACAAUUGAAAGAGCGGUAGAUGUGCAAGCUAUACGAGUGGUUAAAUUUGUGCUACUUGUUGAAAAAACCCCUGAAAAGGAUCCCAGAAAAUCAUCUAAUUUUAAAAUACCCAUUAUUGCCCUUUUUUCUACGAUUUAUGAAAGUAGGAUGGCACAAGACACAACUAAAAUUGGUUUGGAUGAAGCAGAAAAAAUUCGACAAAAUGCUUUACCGCCAGCUCUAAAAAGCAUUUAUCGUGGAAAGCAUGGAAAUCGCCAAAAACAUUUGGUAAUCCGUGAGAUGUCGAUGUUCACGCCGAUUGGUGCCGAUCCAUUCAACCCAUUGCUGAUGCAAGCGGUACCACCAAAAAGAAUGGAUGUUAUGCAUGCCAGUAAAACAAGUCAAAUGAAUAUCACGACACCUCUACAGCGAUCAAAAGAAUAA
This is a messenger RNA of Acanthocheilonema viteae, 1338 nucleotides long. NCBI's taxonomy places the organism in Eukaryota, Metazoa, Nematoda, Chromadorea, Rhabditida, Onchocercidae. The record is from the annotation of a GenBank genome assembly.